GAGUUCUGGGCGGAGGUCCGGGUUUAGAGCGCAGCCGCUUCCUGUCAGCACCAGUCCUCCUGCAGCAGAACCAUGUCCGGUGUCGCCUCCACCCUGGCCAAGAAGCGGGCCCUGGCCGCAGGGUUCGGAACCAACGCCAACGCGGUUCCGUACCUGAACCAGAACUUCGAGGCUCUGCGCGCGAGCUGCUUGUCCUCGGGUCAGCUGUUCUGCGACCCGGCCUUUCCCGCCGCGCCAGAAUCUCUGGGCUUCAACGAACUGGGCCGGAACUCCCACAAGACCCGCGGAGUCACCUGGAAGCGGCCCACGGAGCUGGUCUCAAACCCAGAGUUCAUCUUGGGCGGAGCCACCAGAACCGACAUCUGCCAGGGAGGUCUGGGUGACUGCUGGCUGCUGGCGGCCAUCGCCUCGCUGACGCUGAACGAGUUUGUGAUGGCGCGCGUGGUUCCUCUGGACCAGAGCUUUGGAAACAACUACGCCGGCAUCUUCCACUUCCAGUUCUGGCAGUUUGGCGAGUGGGUGGACGUGGUCAUCGACGACCGUCUGCCGGUCAGAAACGGCGAGCUGCUGUUCGUCCAUUCUGCAGAGGGGAGGGAGUUCUGGAGCGCUCUGCUGGAGAAGGCCUACGCCAAGGUGAACGGCUGCUACGAGGCGCUCUCCGGCGGUUCCACCACCGAAGGCUUCGAGGAUUUCACCGGCGGCAUCGCCGAGAACUUUGACCUGAGACAAGCCCCGCCCAACCUGUUCCAGAUCAUCCGGAAGGCUCUGGAGGCGGGGGCUCUGCUGGGCUGCUCCAUCGACAUCACCAGCGCCGCCGACUCCGAGGCGGUGACUCGUCAGAAGCUGGUGAAAGGCCACGCCUACUCGCUGACCGGCGCCGUGGAGGUGACCUACCGCGGCCGUCAGGAGAAGCUGGUGAGGAUGAGGAACCCCUGGGGUCAGGUGGAGUGGACCGGAGCCUGGAGCGACGGGUCGUCAGAGUGGAACUACGUGGAGGGAGACUGUCCACACGCCAACGCCGAGGAUGGCGAGUUUUGGAUGUCCUUCAACGAGUUUGUGCGCAACUAUUCCCGCGUGGAGGUGUGCACGCUCACGCCGGACACCAUUGACGACGAGGACGUCAAGCACUGGAGCGUCAGCAAGUUUGACGGCACCUGGAGGCGGGGCUCCACGGCGGGGGGCUGCCGGAACCACCCCUACACGUUCUGGACCAACCCGCAGUUCGUCAUCCGGCUGGACGAGGAGGACGACGACCCCGAUGACGGCGAGGUGGGCUGCAGCUUCGUGGUCGGUCUGAUCCAGAAGAACCGCAGGAAGCUGAGGAAGCAAGGCGAGGACAUGCACACCAUCGGCUUCGCCAUCUACGAGCUCCCAGAGCAGUUCCACGGCCAGAGGGAUGUCCACCUGGACAAGAACUUCUUCCUGACUCAUGCUCAGACAGCCAGGUCAGAAACCUUCAUCAACCUGCGAGAGGUGAGCACCCGCUUCAAGCUCCCGCCGGGAGAAUACCUGAUCGUCCCGUCCACCUUUGACCCACACCUGGACGGAGACUUCUGCAUCCGAGUCUUCUCCGAGAAGCAGACCGAGACGCUGCCCUGUGAUGAUCCCGUCAGCGCUGAGCUCAAUGAUGACGCCGUGUCGGAUGAAGAAGUGGACUCUGGAUUCAGGAACCUGUUCAUGAAACUCUCUGGAAAUGAUGGGGAGAUCUCUGCAGUGGAACUGAGAACCAUCAUGAACAAGAUCGUUUCCAAACGAACUGACAUCAAGACUGACGGCUUCAGCAUGGAGACCUGCAGGAUUAUGGUCAACCUGAUGGACGACAGCGGGAAUGGGAAGCUGGGUCUCGGGGAGUUCGCCACCUUGUGGAAGAAAGUCCAGAACUACCUGAACAUCUAUAAGAAGAACGACACGGACGACACCGGCACCAUGAGCACUCCGGAGAUGAGGCUGGCCUUCAGAGACGCAGGUUUCACCCUCAACAACACCAUCUACCAGCUGCUGGUGGCCCGCUACUCCGACCCGGACAUGACCAUCGACUUCGAUAACUUCGUGGGCUGUCUGAUGAAGCUGGAGAUGAUGUUCAGGGCCUUUAAGAAACUGGACCAGGAUGGUUCUGGCUCCAUCGAGCUGGACCUGCUCCAGUGGUUGAACUUCUCCAUGAUCUGAAGCGUUCCUGCGCCGCUGAAGCUCCGCCUCCUUUCAUGCCAAGCUUUUUUUAUUUUUCCAAACUCCUGAACGACUGCAGAGUCAAUAAAUGUAUUCAACCAA
This is a messenger RNA of Oryzias melastigma (Indian medaka), 2268 nucleotides long. Its product is annotated as calpain-2 catalytic subunit. The record is from RefSeq and is a predicted model, not a curated record. Gene Ontology annotation, molecular function: calcium-dependent cysteine-type endopeptidase activity; calcium ion binding. Gene Ontology annotation, biological process: proteolysis. Lineage: Eukaryota; Metazoa; Chordata; Actinopteri; Beloniformes; Adrianichthyidae. The transcript is spliced from 21 exons. Bases 73 to 2166 code for a protein of 697 amino acids. Gene Ontology annotation, cellular component: cytoplasm.